AUGGAAGUGCCAAAGGGAAUCCAGGACAAAAGUGGAGGAGGGGGUAUCAUUAGAGAUGAAAAUGGUUUAAUGAAAGUUGCAUAUGGAAAAUCAUUUGGAAUAAAUACCAAUAGUUUGGCAGAAUAUCUAGCUUUGGAGCUUGGUCUAGAAUGGUGUGUUACAAAUGGAGUUACUGAUCUAGAGGUUGAAUUUUACUCCAAACUAUUAGGGGAAUGGAUACACAACUCAAGCACUCCACCUUGGAACAUUUGGAACUCUGUUGGAAGAAUCAAGGCGCUGUUGAAUAAUCAAGUGCUUAGCUGGAAUGCACAUCACUGUGUUAGAGAAGUGAAUAAGGUGGCCGAUGGUCUUGCUAAUUGGGGAAUGCAAUUCAGAGAUACAAAUUGUGAUCCCUUAUUUUUGGCUUUGAACUCAACAUAA
Molecule: messenger RNA, 420 nt
Organism: Lycium ferocissimum
Lineage: Eukaryota; Viridiplantae; Streptophyta; Magnoliopsida; Solanales; Solanaceae
Exons: 1
Coding region: 1-420 (139 amino acids)
Molecular function (GO): RNA-DNA hybrid ribonuclease activity; nucleic acid binding
Source: RefSeq, a predicted model, not a curated record